Messenger RNA from Pogoniulus pusillus (Red-fronted tinkerbird), 2528 nucleotides. RefSeq names its product epithelial mitogen (gene EPGN). Gene Ontology annotation, molecular function: epidermal growth factor receptor binding; growth factor activity. The transcript has 7 exons. Bases 531 to 986 code for a protein of 151 amino acids. The record is from RefSeq and is a predicted model, not a curated record. Gene Ontology annotation, biological process: positive regulation of cell population proliferation; positive regulation of mitotic nuclear division; epidermal growth factor receptor signaling pathway. Lineage: Eukaryota; Metazoa; Chordata; Aves; Piciformes; Lybiidae.
GAGACAGCAACAGAAAUCUUGGAUCCAGAAGGAGUGCAGGACUGCAAUUUCUGUUCUGACUGCAAGGCAGCAGUGUUGACCUGGAUGCAGAGCUGUUCUCGCCGUGCCGCUGCUGGAUGGCAGCGAGCGGAGGCACAAGGAGGACCGAGGAAGGAAGAGAGGAAAAGCAGGGACCCUGCCCUCCAGAGCAGCACCUCAAAGGCUGACUGUCCUCCUGUGGAAGCAAGGCAAGAGGCACGUGCUAGUGGCAGGAAAGCUCCCCCUUCUCACCACACCUUUGCUCACCUUCUGCUGAGCUGCCCUGCUCUGGCAGAUACCAGCUCUCUCCUCUCUAAACUCUACCUCCUCACGCACAACGAUGCCCACAGGGGUGAGGUUGCUGCCAGAUGCACCUCUUUGUGAUUGGCGAGAGGAGCAGAUGACGCUUCCUGGCGUAUAAGUGCGAGAGGAAACACUGGGAGCAGCGAUAAGCCGAGCAAGCCAGCCACCUGGAGAGGAGAGCCGAGAAGGUGCUAAAGCAGCUGCUUGCCAUGGCAUUUGGAAUGCUAAUCUACAUCCUGCUGAAAGCAAUGGGGGCACUGAGCGAAGAGGCAGCUGCUACUGGUCCAUCCCUCAGCACAGACUUACGGAGUAAUUGGACCAAAAACCACGCUGAAGCAGAUUACACAGAGCAGCCAAAGCUCUUGAAGCUGAUGCAGACCUGCCUUGAAGAGCACCACAGCUACUGCAUCAAUGGGCUCUGUGCCUUCCACAGCGAGCUGAGGAGACCUAUCUGCAAGUGCCUGGCAGGCUACAAUGGCGAGAGGUGUGAGCACCUCACCCUCAACUCCUACGCACACAACUCCUACGAGCGCUACAUCGCCGUGGGCAUCGGCGUGGGCAUCCUCACCAGCGGGGUGCUUGCCAUCGUCUACUGCUACGUCAGGAAGAGAUGCAGGAAACUGAAAUCCCCCUACAAAGUGUGUGUGGGCGAGACAGCGCUGUGAGGAGCUGGCCUGGAGCUCACCUGGCAACAAGUGGAAGUCCUGCUGGGAGGCCACCCUGCGCCCUCAGGCAGCUACCCCAGCCUGGCUGCUGGGAUGAAAUGAAGGCAAUGGCAGCAGGAGUACCUAAAAGGAUCUCCUGCAAAACUGCUGGGCUCCCUCUGCCUCUGAGGACAGACUCCUCCUUUGCAGUAAAGGCUGCAAGCUGAGAUGAGCAGCAGCUGAGGAUACCUGCAGCCCUCUCAGUGCUCCCCUUUGUUAGUGUUGCUGAGGGGAGGGCUGCUUGGUUUCAGCUGUUUUCAGUCAUUUCAAGCCCUCCUACAGUGUUCUGCUUUGGUCUUUUCUCUCUCUCUUUUUUUUCCUUUUUGUCCCCUCUGGAGGAAAAUCACAACUGUCCCCCAGUGGAGCUGUGCUCUGAACCUCAUGUGCUGACAAGAAGCCAGUUGGGUUCUGAUUUCAGUGCCUGCUGCCUGUGUGUGUGGAUAGAGUCUUCUUCCAGCACAGCAGUGAUCUCGAAGGUCCUCUCCAACCUAAAUGGUUCUAUGAUUCAGUGUGCUAAACAAACUGUAGGCUUCUCCUGCCACAAAGGACAAAACCAUCAGGCCCUUUGGACUGAGGGCAAUGGUUGGUUCUCAGAAGCUUACAGAGAGCAAGCAACUCCUGGAAAAUCAUCUCAGGAGACCUCUGGCCCUGUUGUCCUAAGCAGAGGAAUAGAACAUCUUCCUCCAAAUGGAUUAUUGAGUGCACUCCUGACAAGGAGCUCUGCUCUUCCCUGACAUCAUGGAGCAGCUCAUCAGCUUGAUAGAACUUCAGCAGAACAUGAGCUGGCUGCUCUGUGGUUGCAGCACAGGACUGCUCUUGCUAGAGAAGCUGGCAUUUUGCUGUGAAACUUCAGUGUAGCUUUGCUCAGGAAACAUUCCCUUUAUGCUGCUCUCAUAUUCUGUGUGUGAUGGACCACUUCAGGAAGAUAGAAAUGACCACAAGGAUUUUACUCCACCCUGGACAAACAGGGGACAUCUCUGAUGCUGGUUUUAAUUCAUCUUGUCUGUGAAGAGUCCUGGAAGCAAAAGGAUUCAAGGAACAGGGGAGAAAAUUGGUUCUGAAGAUGGUGGCUUCUCUCUGGUGCUUGGAGUGUUUGCCAGUGUUGAUGACACUGGAGAUGGCUCUGAGGUCUCAGUUCAGCUGCUGCAUGUCACAGACACAUCUGCUUUGCUUUGUCACCUGGGAGAAAAAGACAGGUGCUGUGUGAUUUUCUGAGGUGACAGAGGCUCCUAAACUGAGGUGCCCUGCUGGAAAGCUCAGCUGCUUUGUUCUGUGAGGGAGUUUUCACAACAGGAUGGAUGUCAUUUGUUGAGCCCCACUGUGUGUUGCGAGACCAUGGUAAUGCUGCAGCAUGUCUGUGGGCUGGGCUCGGACAAAGCCACUGCACCUCUGGCACCCCAGUGGGCUGCAGCUCCUCUGCAGGCUUCUCACACAGGGGCCCUGGUCAGUACUGAACCCUCCAGGCUCUCCAUUUGGUGGCAAUCAAUAAAAGAUCACAGCAGA